AGUUCCCGUUUAAUGCCUCGGGCGCUGCCAACGAGGGGUUUUCCCAGCCAGGACCACCAGGGGGACCGGGCUGGAGGCACCGGUGUGAGCCGGAGCCCCCGGCACCGGCGUCCCGACCCCUCGGGGUGGCGGUCACUUGGGUUCAAAGUCAUCCCACGGCUCCAUCCCGUCGUCCCUCCCCGAGCCUCUCGCUGGGUCCUCGUUGCAGGGGGGCGGCUGGAUAUAAACCCCCGUCGGCUCACACAGCCCAGCGUGUGUGUCCCGCGUCCCAGCCAAGCCAAGGGACAACCACAGCCCCGCCAGGGCUGUAAUUCGCAGGUUUAUAUAUAGCGGAGCCGCAGCCGGGGGCUAUAUAAGGGGCGGCCCCGCGCCGCUGCCGCAGCCGGGCUGGUGCAGCCGGAGAGCCGCGGGCUGCCCCUCGCCGUGGCCAUGGACACCUCGUACCCGCGGGAGGACGAUCGCAAGCGGGAGCCGUCCCCCGCCGGCAGGUCCCCACUGCCCCGCGAUCACCUCAUCUGGUCCAUCUUCAACACCAUCUACAUGAACUUCUGCUGCCUCGGCUUCGUGGCGCUCGCCUUCUCCGUCAAGGCGCGGGACCGGAGGGUGGCCGGGGACGUGGAGGCCGCCCGGCGCCUCAGCUCCAAGGCCCGGUGCUACAACGUGCUGGCCACGGCGUGCAGCGUGGUGCUGCCGCUGGUGCUGGCCGCGCUGGCCAUCACCGGCGUCAUCCACCUCGCCCAGCUCGCCCAGGACUCCGUCGGCUUCUUCACGUACCAGUUCAGCGGCAGCGACGAUGAGGACAAGUGACUGGGGGGUGAAGCGCUUGUGGAGACCCCUUCGCGUAGCUGGUGGCCCCCCAGGACAGCCACUGGCCCAGGGUGGCCCAUGGUCAUGGCCACUGAGCUGGGGGGGCUCAGCCCCACAUUGCCCCUGCUGCACCAGCGCCCCCAGCCCCAUGGCACCCAGCCCCACAGCUUGGUUUCACCUGCCUUUACCCUGUGUGCACACCCAGCAUCCCCCUCCUCGGGCAGCACUGUUCAAACCAUUAAACCAUCUCACACUCCA
Molecule: messenger RNA, 1065 nt
Organism: Strigops habroptila (Kakapo)
Lineage: Eukaryota; Metazoa; Chordata; Aves; Psittaciformes; Psittacidae
Gene: IFITM5
Product: interferon induced transmembrane protein 5
Exons: 2
Coding region: 430-807 (125 amino acids)
Biological process (GO): bone mineralization; bone morphogenesis
Cellular component (GO): plasma membrane
Source: RefSeq, a predicted model, not a curated record